Messenger RNA from Fusarium vanettenii 77-13-4, 450 nucleotides. RefSeq lists its product as uncharacterized. The record is from RefSeq and is a predicted model, not a curated record. The annotation marks the transcript as partial. The transcript has 4 exons. Lineage: Eukaryota; Fungi; Ascomycota; Sordariomycetes; Hypocreales; Nectriaceae.
UUCGUGUACCAGAAGGAUCGGUCGGAUGUUCACAUGUUCCUGAACGACCUUUCGCACCCCCAAUAUCUGUGUUAUGUCGCAGACAACUUCAGCCGCCGUGUUGAGCAGCCCGUCAUGGUGUUUCAUGACAAGGCUAGAAGAAAGUUCCGCCUCUGCCCCGUGUCUCCGGGUGUGUCGUCUGAUACCGAUACCGAUACCUCGACCUAUGGAAGAUUUUGUUUCACCCGUGCGGACUGUGUUCCUGUCCCCUCUGUCCUUCUGACGCUGGACAAUGGAUUGACUCAUUCCCUUUCGAAGAAUGCGUGGAUCUUGUACAGAAAGACGAAGGAACCGGACAUUCGCAGACAGCGCCCCGAAAUCUCGCAUGUGCAACUUUGCGAGGCUAUUACUCAAAUGUGGUUCAACGAGACUCCUGAAGUCAGAGAGCGUUGGAAGCUCAUGGCCCAGAGA